GAGUGGCGUGUGGCGGUGGAGCCAAUCAAAGUUUGCUUCUUCUUUCCUUGCCCAGACGAUGAAUAUUUGGUGAAGGCACUUUUGCUCCUAAUUUCCAUAUAUAUAUAUAUAAAGGCUAAAGCUAUAAAGCUAUACAUACAUCUUCAAUCCGAUAAUCUAUUAUUAUAUCGAAGCAAAUAGCAAUCCCAGUGAAUCUACUCUACUCUACUCUAGUCUAGUGGCUCAUUUCCCACAUAAUUUUAAUGGCGGACGUCGAUACCAACAUGCUUGUGGCCAUGUGCCUGGCACGUGCCGGAGUGGACCGGAUGUUCGGGGUGGUCGGAAUACCGGUUACUUCCUUAGCCAAUCGCGCGGUGGCGCGUGGCAUCCGUUUCAUCGCCUUUCACAACGAGCAGUCUGCCGGCUAUGCUGCUUCCGCCUAUGGUUACCUCACGGGUCGACCCGGGAUUCUACUCACUGUAUCGGGGCCCGGAUGCGUGCACGGUCUCGCCGGCCUCUCUAACGCCGCCGUGAACACGUGGCCGUUGGUUAUGAUUUCCGGCUCCUGCGAUCAGGGAGAUUUUGGGCGCGGGGAUUUCCAGGAAUUGGACCAAAUUGAAGCGGUGAAACCCUUCUCUAAGUUCUCGGCUAAGGCUACUGAUAUCUCCAAAGUCCCCAAUUGCGUUUUUGGGGUUUUGGAUUGGGCCGCCGCCGGCCGCCCCGGCGGGUGUUACUUGGAUCUUCCCUCCGAUGUGCUCCACCAGACCGUGAGUGAAUCGGAGGCGGAGAGAUUGAUCGCCGAAGCGUGGAAUUCUCGGGACAAGGCGCUGAUUGAGAGGCCAAUCGUUGAGGAAUCGGAGAUCGGAAAGGCGGUGGCUUUGCUUAGACAAGCGGAGAGGCCAUUGAUUGUGUUUGGAAAGGGCGCCGCCAUGGCUAGGGCUGAGUCAGCUUUGAAAACCUUGGUGGAGAAAACGGGAAUUCCCUUUUUGCCCACCCCUAUGGGGAAGGGUUUAUUGCCGGAUAAUCAUGACCUGGCCGCCACGGCGGCUAGGUCUCUGGCAAUCGGAAAAUGUGACGUGGCAUUGGUGAUUGGUGCCCGGCUUAAUUGGCUGUUGCAUUUUGGGGAACCUCCGAAAUGGUCAAAGGAUGUGAAGUUCAUAUUGGUUGAUGUAUCCAAGGAUGAGAUUGAGCUUAGGAAGCCAUGGUUAGGGUUAGUGGGAGAUGCUACUAAGGUAGUGGAGAUGAUCAACAAGGAGAUAAAAGACGACCCGUUUUGUUUCGGGAAGAAUCAUCCUUGGAUUGAGUCAUUAGCUAAGAAAACUAAGGAAAAUGUGUCAAAGAUGGAGGCACAAUUAGCCAAGGAUGUUGUGCCGUUUAACUUCAUGACUCCAAUGAGGAUUAUUAGAGACGCAAUUUUGGAAUUGGGUAGUCCCGCGCCAAUCUUGGUGUCUGAAGGGGCGAAUACGAUGGAUAUUGGAAGAUCCGUGUUGGUACAGACCGAGCCAAGGACUCGGUUGGAUGCCGGGACUUGGGGAACAAUGGGGGUCGGUCUUGGAUAUUGCAUUGCUGCUGCAGUGGCGUCGCCUGAUAGGCUCGUUGUAGCUGUUGAAGGGGACUCUGGAUUCGGGUUCAGUGCUAUGGAAGUUGAGACAUUGGUUAGAUAUCAGCUGCCCGUAGUGGUUAUAGUGUUUAACAAUGGGGGCGUCUAUGGUGGUGAUAGAAGGAACCCCGAAGAAAUAACUGGACCUUACAAAGAUGAUCCGGCACCCACUUCUUUUGUCCCCGGUGCUGCAUAUCAUGUUUUGAUUGAAGCUUUUGGGGGAAAAGGUUAUCUUGUUGGGACCCCGGAUGAACUGAAAUCAGCACUUGCCGAGUCCUUUUCUGCUAGGAAACCUGCCGUUAUCAAUGUCACAAUUGAUCCCUAUGCUGGUGCUGAAAGUGGGAGACUGCAACAUAAAAACUGAGGUGCCGGGCAGGGCGUUUCAGAUCGAUUUAUACAUGGUGGCGGUGUAGGUACGAGCAAUGAAACGCAAUAUCUCGCAUCCCAUAUUUCUAGAUUAAUAAUGUCAGUGUAUGUGUAUGUGACUGUAUCAACAUACUCAACUCAAGAGUCUUAAUCUCAGCCCAGAAGCUAUACACAUAUAAUAGAAAUAUAAUUUUGUUGUAGAUUUUGGCCAUCUGUAUGGAAUGUUUUUUCUGGUGCCCACAAAUAUUCUGCUGCAAUAAACCCUGUUUUAUUGAAACAUUCUUUAGUUGCCUGUGGCUCCACUCUGUUCAAUUCUGGAUUCUUUAAGGCACAUUAGAUUAUUAUUUGCUGCAACUCACACAAGUUUAAGUGAAUAAAAUGUUGUUUUGAUGCUA
This is a messenger RNA of Ipomoea triloba (trilobed morning glory), 2340 nucleotides long. Its product is annotated as 2-hydroxyacyl-CoA lyase. Gene Ontology annotation, molecular function: thiamine pyrophosphate binding; catalytic activity; magnesium ion binding. The coding region runs from base 243 to 1943 and encodes 566 amino acids. Gene Ontology annotation, biological process: fatty acid alpha-oxidation. The transcript has 2 exons. Gene Ontology annotation, cellular component: peroxisome. The record is from RefSeq and is a predicted model, not a curated record. Lineage: Eukaryota; Viridiplantae; Streptophyta; Magnoliopsida; Solanales; Convolvulaceae.